Brassica napus (rape) is the source of this 2409-nucleotide messenger RNA. Its product is annotated as putative methyltransferase-like protein 7A. Lineage: Eukaryota; Viridiplantae; Streptophyta; Magnoliopsida; Brassicales; Brassicaceae. Bases 102 to 989 code for a protein of 295 amino acids. The transcript has 9 exons. Gene Ontology annotation, molecular function: S-adenosylmethionine-dependent methyltransferase activity. The record is from RefSeq and is a predicted model, not a curated record.
GACAUAGAGGUUACACAUGUGUGGAUGGUAGUAUAUCUUCACCUUCCUCACUCUUAUCCUUGGUUUUGAUUAUAUGAGUAGUUGAACGUUUUAAUUUAGCAAUGGCGAUUCUUCACUUGUCACUGAUCUCGACUAUUACAUGUUCACAACGAAGAAGAACGACUAAGGCUUCACAAGAUUCCGUCAAAACACAGAAGACUCUUAUUGCGACAAACUCCGGCUCCUCCUUCAGAUUAUGUCCCUGCGGAAGAAGGCAUUUCAUAGGAGCUGUGCCGCUUCUUCCCCUGUCUCCCUCCUACGCUGCUUCUAGCUCAACGGAAGAUUUUAAAAGUUUGCGUCCUCCAAAGCCAGACUGGUAUGAUGAGCUCUUUGCUUGGUCUAUGGAUACUAGUAUGGAAUCAUACGAGAAAGAGAUUUUGAGUUACAAGAUGAAACUCUUUGAUAAUUUGGUGGGAAAAGCAGAAAAGGUUUUGGAGAUUGGCGUUGGAACAGGUCCUAACUUCAAAUACUACUCAGCUAUUCCAAACGUUUCUGUUCUUGGUGUUGAUCCAAACGCUAAAAUGGAGAGUUAUGCGAGUAAAUCCGCAGCACAAGCAGGGCUGAAACCAGAAGAUUUCAGCUUCAUUCGUGCGGUCGCAGAAGCUAUACCAUUAGAGAAUGCAUCGGUUGAUGCAGUUGUGGGGACUCUCGUGCUUUGUUCUGUGGCAGAUGUCACUAGAACGCUCAAUGAGGUAAAACGGGUACUAAGACCGGGUGGGGUUUACCUUUUCAUAGAACAUGUUGCAGGAGAAGAUGGAUCAUUUUUGAGGUUAGUGCAGAAUGUGUUGGACCCAUUGCAACAAGUUGUUGCUGAUGGAUGUCACUUGACGAGGUGCACUGGAGAUUAUAUUUUAGAAGCUCGGUUUAAUGGCGGUGCAGAUAUCAAUAAGGCCUCUCUUUCUAGCUUGGCUUACUUAAGCUCUCAUGUCUAUGGGGUCGCUUACAAUUAGAAGAAAAAAAAGGACAGUGUCUUAGACUCAUCCUUAAGGUAUGCUGAUGAUUGUACAUACACAAUGCUAUAAAUAAAUUUGAUGGUUUGUGGCCUAUUUUAUAGAGUAUAGAUAAGUCUAAUAUCGAUAUGGGUGUCAUUCUUGAAUUAGACUACUAUUGUAUUAUUUUAGAAGCUUUAGUUUUCAAAGUAUAACUCUGCAAUGUUUGAGGUUGAGUUCCAUGUCCUGAGAUCAGAUCUCUAGAACUCUGGAGACAAUUCAAAAGGCUAAGGUCUGAGAUUGUAUGAUAAUUGUGGCCAUUAUGAUGAUGACUCAAGUGCACUGAACGCUUUUCCUCUGUCAUCACUCACAUAUUCGCCUUGCGGUGCAAUUAGAGCUUCACGAGAUCAUGUUCGUGCUGACACUCUAAAAAGUCACAUUCCUUUAGGCUCUUCAUCCAGAUCGCUUGUGUUCAUGUGGAAGAAAACAUUUUAUUGAAGCAGCUAACUGGACUUUGUCAUUGCUUCCCAUCUAUUCUCCUAGUGCUUCGUGAUCAAGGAUGUUUCAGAAACAUUUCAUCCUCAGGGGACAGAUUGGUAUAAGGAGCCUUUUGCUUGGUUUUUGAGCACAGGGAUGCGAUCCUAUGAAUCAGAGAUCGCCGAUUACAAGAGGAGACUUUUCGAUAAUCUGAGUGGUAAAGCAGAAAAAAGUGCUGGAUAUUUGUGUUGGUACAGGUCCUAAUCUGAAGUACUAUUCUGCAAUGAAAACUUCUGUGUUUUCGGUAUGAAACCUGAAACCUGAAAACUGCACAUUCACAUUCAUGCAAGGAGUGGGUGUUAAAAGGAUGUUUUUUAGUUGUGAGACCUCUCUUCCUUUUGUAGUAAACCCCUGAUGUUAUUUCACAUCAUAGCCCUUGAACUCAAAAUGGUAGACAAAUUUGAAAUCCAACAGUUUUGUUUUUGGGGGUGCAGAUGGAUCUUUUUUCAGGCAUUUCCAAAAACGUUUUGGAUCCAUUACAGCAAGUAGUUGCAGGCGGAAGUCAUCUAAAGAGAAACACCAGUUUAUACAUUUCGGCUGCCGGUUUUGAUGGUGGCACAGAGAUCAAUACGACGGCAAUGUAUAGCUUCCCUUGGAUAAUAAGACCUCAUGUCUAUGGAGUGGCGUACAAGUAACUAUGCAAGUAACACGCAAGUCUGAAGCAACCGACGAAAUACAAACAGAAGGUUACAAACAUGUUACAUGUUCCCAAAGUUGCACAUGAGAGGGUUUCACGUCAUUGUCCUUCAACUAUCCCACCGUUUAUUUUUAACGUACCCAACGCUCUAAUUUUUUUUCAAAAAUUUCUAAGCGGUUUAUCACGUCAUUUUUUCUUUUAUUUCUUACAUGUUUUCUUUUAAUUAAAAUAAUGUAAGGCAUGUAUAUGUCAAGAGCAUGUUUAUUA